AUGGUCAUGUCGCCGACUGGGCCUUCGACGGCUGGCGCAGUCUCCAGUGCUUUGCAGCUGGAGCUCACUACGAGCCAAACCAAGAAAGAGGCGCUACGUUCCAUGAUCAACUUUUACGAAGAAUGCCUGAACGAUCCCGAGAACCCAGAUCUUGCUGAGUCCUUGAGUCAGAUUGCGAAGUACUUCACUAAGAAUCUCUCGGCAAGCUCUUCUGGAAAGCUCGAAUUUGAUGUCAGCCAGCACGAUUGGCAGAUUUGGACCAAGUACAAGAAGGCAAUGCUAGACUUCCAGUCUGUCGUGGCUCCCAAGAUGCGAAAUAAGGCCAUUGAGCGAUAUGAGAACUUGAACAACGACUUCAAAGGCAGCGUUCCAUGGUUCCUAACAGAUACGCCCUUCAUCGACCUGGCCAAGUUCGUCGCUCGCCUCACCUCACAACCACCAGUCGAUGUUGACACCAGAUACUGGUACAGCAUCGCACCUCAUGUCUUCACAGCCAACGAGUCGAAGCGUGCAAUCUCCAAAAUAGGAUCCCUACACCAGGAAUUCCAGUGGGCUACCCACGGAGAGCAUACAACCACGGAGCUUUGGCUGUUUGUCUGGAGAGCAAUGAAGCAGAUGUGGAGCCUCCACAAGCUCAACGAUUAUGCCUACCCUUACGCAGUUGCUGCGACUACUUCCCAGCUUGAGGAACCAUUUCUUCAGGAGCAUAAUAGAGUAUUCAACCGUAUGAAUCGGUCAUACGAAGUCCUUCAUCAUGCCGACGCCACCAUGUUGGUCUCGGCUUUCGGUUCUCGUUGUUACAAGGCCUUCUCCAAAUUGCAACAGCAGCGCUUCGUCACCGCUGGGAAGCUCAGUGAACGCAGCAAACAGUGUCUCCAUGCCUUCAUUCACGGUGAGCAGAACCUCAACCCAGAGAUUGUCAGCGUUCUUCGUAGCGCUGCAGCUCAGCACUAUGCCAGGGUUUUCAAUAAGAUUGAGGAUGCAGAUCCCGUCAGCUCAGACAGCGAGUAUGGGAGAGACACCGCCCCGCAAGAAGAGGCAAACCUGUUCGACAUGCCAACGUGUAUCCCCAGAAAGAGCCCGCACGACUAUGUCUGGUACGACAUGCCUGAUACCCGCGCUCGAGAGGUCGCCGCCAGCAGACAGAUCACUCGAGAUAUGGUCGAGCCCGGUAUCGUAUCCGAGGGUAUGAGGACCUACGAUCUCGUUAACAUUCCUCCCCCACAUGUUCAGCCACCUAGCAAAGCCUCGCCCUGGAAGCGAUUCUCUCCUGGGCUCGCCCCCAUCACCUUUGGCUUACGACUGGCCAGAUACAUGUUCUCGGGAAACAAGUUCUCCCGCCCAACGCCCAAACACCUGCCUCGAAUAACCCCCCGCAAGUUUUCAACAGACAUAAGCAUCUCUCCUUCGAGACGCAGCGGCGCCAGUCGAAGGUACGAUGGCUCGAAGCGCAGUGGAAGUGCGGCUGAGAUACUCGCACCUGUACGGGAUGAAAUGCGUCGUGUCUCGAAGCCUGCUGCUUACUCGCGGAUUCCUAAAGUGAAGCUUCGCGGCGGUGGGCCUAGACAACGUGACACCUCAUGGGAGGAUUACUGGAACGAACGCCAGUUGACUGCCAUAAAGGAAUUUGCCAGGAGAAUUGGUGUUACCAAUCUUACGGAAGAGAAGGCCGACUAUCUUGUUGCAGAGUAUCUUAUAUGGAGCUAUUGGUUCCUUGAUGGUGCUGAAGCACUCUGGCGAGAGCAUCAGACCGCCGAAGAGGAUAUGAGAUACGAGUCUAAAACGGAUUCGUCGUUCGGCCGUGGCACGGGUUUGCCUCCGGAUGAGAUUCGAAUCGUUGCACGAACGAUAGCCCCUUUACCUCAAGAAGUAAUCGACGACACCUACAUGAUGACAGUUAUCCAAAACCUGUUUGAGUCUGAAUGGAGAUGGGAAGAGGCGUAUCGUCUUCUGAUAAUGUACACAGAAUACAAUCAAGAAGACACGGAGCUGGAUCAUAUCGAAGAUCAGGCAGAGCUUGGAGGUGAGGACGAUGGCUCCGUUCCCUCUUCCGUCGCACCGACUGUUCGCAUCGAGAACCUCUUCGAGCCUUUUGGUAUUUCGCCAUUGGGGAGCACUACAAAGCAGACGCGCAACAGUCUCAGCAACCAGAGCCACUAUUCGAAUGAGAGUUCGAAUAAAGAGAACAACGCCCCACCUCCCAGCCACCGAUCCCGUUCGUCCAACGAGAUUCAGAAUAAUGAGAAUGCAAGUCCGCCUGCUAGUAAUCGAAGUAACCAUUCAGAUGAGGGUUCGAACAAGGAGUAUCUGAACGAUAACGCCAAUAUGCACGAUGGUGAGUCGACAGGCAUGACGUCCAGUAGUAGCUCCGGUGGCGGCUCCACCGGCACGAGCUCGUCUAUACGCAUAAUAUCCCCGCAGCGAAGCACAAGCCCCAUAGUGGAUCACCUUGCCAGGGUCGCCGCUAGGCGACGGCCGGAUGAGAACGCGGACAGGAACGCUAGGGCCUUGGUGCCUCACGGGACUCAAGGUGGCGGACUGCAGGACCACAUACGUGACCUCGAGUCCGGCAGUCGACGACCUUCUGACUGGAGUGGUAGCUUGCUCCAGGUUUCGGAUGCGGAAAAUCGCCAACCUGGCAUGGCCCUCACACUUGCCAGCUCAUUGGCGCAAAGAUGUCACCCCUGUCCAACGUAUCGUGGCCAGUAUCACCAUUUCUGCAACGAGGAAUGUGUAGACUCUGUCUCUGCCGUCUCUGAAAGCGAUCGAGAUCCGAUUGAUGGCCCUAAGGAUCUCCCGUUGAGGCCCGAGGAUGGUGUUACUGAUCUCGGAUCUUUAGUCGCUCGCGAUGUGCGCGCAGUCCUUCACGGAAGAGAUAGCCGCGUCGAUCUGGGUGAAGCUCAGCUGUAUGCUCGCCUACGAAGGGUCUUCAACACCACAGAUGCAUACCUGGAGCGUAUUGCAUCACCAUUGCACAUCAAUUUUCCUCGGUGGGCUAGCUUUGUGCCGCCAACGGAUUCGGAGAGGAUCAACGGUCCUCAAUACGACGACUUUUUGAAGCUGUGGUCUGUUAGCGUGCGCGAAGUCGGCCAAGCAGAUGCGACAGAAACCGCUGUGGUAGGUCUCGUCGCUUAUCUCGAGAAUCUGAGGGACCUCUUUCAUAACAGACCGUCUGUCUCUCAAGAGAAUCGAGUCGACUCGAAUCGUCUCUGGAAUGUUGAGAGGCCUCGAACAUUUGUCGGAUAUCAUGACCAAGCCAACAACCUGCGAAAUUGCCUUCGGAACAUCGGAGACUUGUUCAUGGAAAUAGAUGGGCUAUCAUCGCGGACCAGCAGUCGGCUCAGCCAUCAAGACAUUCACGACUCGUAUCGUCUCGCACAUGACAAGCUGCUGAUCGUGCGACGAGGGCUCGGAAAACGAAUUCUGCCACAGGAAUACCAGGCCGCUCCUGAGUGGGCAGAAUAUGGCGCUCAGGGCAUGAGUCCCGACAUCAGGGCCUAUGCACUGAUACAGGCAGCGGUCACACAGAUGGAUGACACAAUUCGAUUCUUUGAGAGUGGUGACACAAGCGUGGUGGCCAAUGUCGACAUGGUUGAGGCCACAUUGCGAAGUCUGAAAGGCGUGCUGUAUCCGAGUGAUAGCGACGUGGACGGAGAAGAGCCUCUGCGGACCAAAACCCAACAGACUCAGACUGAGGUCCAGGCUGUCGUGGAUUUGACCCAAGAGAGCCCGACACGGCGAGCUCGGACGCCGAGCACUCCGCGUCGCAGGAAUGGUAGGGGAAAGAAGAGAGCAGCCACCAUUGACUUGACCAGUCCCAAACCGAGCAAAAAGACAGCCACCAUUGACUUGACUAGGCCGGGCCCCAGCAAACCGACCCGCGGCCGGUCUUCAACGACGUCCGCUCGAAGGUCACGCAGUCGGUCAACGCAGGAGGGGACUGGUGAUGAGACAGUUCCAACUCAGAAGGCCACAGCCCCAGCCCUUCCGACCGAAGCAGACUACAUGAAGAUGUUGAAGGAGGAGCUCGUGGUCGAAGCAGAAUAUCGGGGACUCGAUGUGACGGGAUCAAAAUCCAUGAAGAAGAAGGACUUCGCUGACGCUCUAGUCGCAUCAGACCAGGAGGGAGUCACGGGCAUGGGUGUGAUGUACUCGUGGCACAAGAUGAACGAAGACGAGGAACUGCUCCCCAAGAGGCCGACUAUGAGCACAUGGCCUACGAGGGAGGCAGUACGGGAGAAGAUUGGCGAUAGGUUAGUUUGA
Cyphellophora europaea CBS 101466 is the source of this 4263-nucleotide messenger RNA. RefSeq lists its product as uncharacterized. The record is from RefSeq and is a predicted model, not a curated record. The transcript has a single exon. NCBI's taxonomy places the organism in Eukaryota, Fungi, Ascomycota, Eurotiomycetes, Chaetothyriales, Cyphellophoraceae. Bases 1 to 4263 code for a protein of 1420 amino acids.